Messenger RNA from Guillardia theta CCMP2712, 1134 nucleotides. RefSeq lists its product as hypothetical. Gene Ontology annotation, molecular function: poly(A)-specific ribonuclease activity. The transcript has 3 exons. NCBI's taxonomy places the organism in Eukaryota, Cryptophyceae, Pyrenomonadales, Geminigeraceae. The record is from RefSeq and is a predicted model, not a curated record. Bases 1 to 1134 code for a protein of 377 amino acids.
AUGCUUGUGCGCAGCAGCUUACCGGCGAUCCUGUUGACAUGCUUAAUUGCACGAGGGAACGCGUGGAGCUAUGCACCGACCAGCGGGUUCAGGGUUGUUUCUUACAAUGUUCUUUCUUCAUCACUGUGUGAAUCGGAUUAUCACGUCAAGUGUAAACCUUCGAAUUUAGAUGAGCAGAAGAGGUUGAAGAAAGUCAUCAACCUGCUAGAUGAAGAGGUGGAGAAACAGUCAAUCAUCUGUCUACAGGAGGUUUCGACCAAGUGGGCAGGUUCGCUACAUACCUUCUUCUGUGAACAGGGAUAUCACAUGAUACACAUGGGGUAUGGCAACAAGUUUGAUGGCUACAUGGGCGUCAGCAUCUCCUUUCCAACGACAAAAUUUCGACUGAAGGAGAGCAGAAUCGUAAGAGUUUCAGACCUCAAGUCAUGGCCGAAGCCUCCCCCAGAAAAUCCUUUCAAGAGGCUGAAGGGGGCAGUCAAGAGCCUCUGGUGGAAGAUCCGACAGAUUCGACCUCCCAUAGAUCCUGUUUUUGACGCAAAGAAGCGAGCGAAUCAAAUGAUUGUUUUGAACAUCGAGGACAGAGAGACUGAGACUUCGUUCUGGGUUGCAACCUAUCACAUGCCCUGCCAGUUUCGCGUUCCAGCAGUGAUGGUCACUCACACCUCUCUGGCGCUGAGUGAAGCGCAGCUCGCAGCUCGCAACCAGCCUCUCAUCUUCUGUGGAGAUUUCAACUUCAAGCCGGGAGACUCUCCUUACAACCUUGUCACGCAGGGCUUCAUAGCGAAGGAUGACCAGCACUACCCCACAAUGCCUGCUAACGACCCGUGGGUUCCGAAGAUCAGGUACGCCAUGAAGAGCGCAUAUCACCUCUUGAACAACAAGGAGCCGCAAUACACAAACUGGGCUUACACAAAAGGGAGCACAGAAGAUUUCAUCGGGUGCCUUGACUACGUAUUCGUGUCACCGGGAAUUUCAGUGGAAGCGGUGAAGGAGUUGGAGGAAAUUUCAGAUCCUCCUCAAGGUCCCUUUCCCUCCGACACCGAGCCGUCAGACCACGUGCUGAUAGCUGCAGACCUCAGCAUUCAGAGAUUGGGUUGGAAAGCAAAUCUUCGGGGCAAGGGAGGUGAGAUUUAG